AUGGCCAAGAAACGAAUCAGAAAAGAUCCCGGCAUUCCCAACAACUUUCCUUUUAAAGAAGAUGUUUUCAAACAUGUGGAGGAAUUUAAGAAACAGGCACAUGAGGUCCACAUGUACAACUUGAUGCACGCCAAGUCCGGUCAGACGGAAAAAGAAAUGAGUACACCCAUCAGCUCUGCUCUUCAGCGGGAAGCAGAUAAAGUUAUCAUGGAAGCGGAUGUAAUCCUUGAGGUCCUAGAUGCUAGAGAUCCCUUGGGCACACGAUCGGUAGAAACCGAACAGAAAGUACUAUCAGCAAAAAAACGCCUAGUGAUUAUUUUGAAUAAAAUUGACCUUAUUCCUAAAGCAAAUCUUCAGUCCUGGUUGACCUAUUUGAGACAGUCGUUUCCCGUUUUGCCGUUCAAGGCCAAUACUCAACAGCAGAAUAAAAAUUUGGGUCAUGACAAACGAAUUUGGAAGGUAGAUGAAAUCAUAUCUGAAAAAACUACGAAAUUUAACAAAGGUGUUGGCGUUGAGGACCUGCUUUCGCUCUUGGCGAAUUAUGCACGCAGCGGAUCCAAGAAACCAUCACAAGGAGAAAAUCGUGCUAGCUGUUUGACUGUUGGCGUUGUUGGAUUUCCCAACACGGGGAAAAGUGCCAUCAUUAACACCUUGAAACGUCAGAAGCCUGAACAAUUAACGGAUCCAAUUCCGGCCGUUGAAGCCAUUCUUUCUCGAUGCCCCAAACAACAGCUGAUCUCGAAAUAUGAUAUCAAUGAUUACACCAGCUCCACCGACUUCCUCGUUAAUUUAGCUCAUCGUUUGGGACGCCUGAAAAAAGGUGGCGUCCCUAAUACCACUCUAGCAGCACGAGCGGUGAUUACCGACUGGAUCACGUAA
Molecule: messenger RNA, 879 nt
Organism: Echinostoma caproni
Lineage: Eukaryota; Metazoa; Platyhelminthes; Trematoda; Plagiorchiida; Echinostomatidae
Source: the annotation of a GenBank genome assembly